AUGUACCAGUAUGAUCGGCUCUAUGCUGGGCUCUCCUGCCUGGCUAUGGGCGACACUCAGGCUGUGGAACUUGCUCAGACUUGCCAUCUCGGAUUAUGUUUGCAACACGGUAUCGUGAGCCAGGACAACCUGUUGGGAAUGAAGCUCCCGGUGCCCAGAUCUAAGACGGGCUGUGGACUCGUCAUUGACGACUUUGUGUCUUACUCCAUCGAGUCCCGGUCCCCGUUUGAGGUCGGACAGUCUGGGACAGCCGGUGCUCAACUUGCAGAUGCGGCUCACGCGGCCUACUCCCAAGUCAAGCUCAUUCCCCAUGAAGAAAAAGCUGUUCGUGAUUGCCUCAGGUGCGAAAUGUGGGGCGCUCUUAUCGAAGGGGAACCUGGCUUACUGCGCGGGUCACUCAAACGAGCUGCUCCACUGCGCAAAAUCAUCUGCGAAGUCCUGAGCAUAGGAGCCGUCACGGUGGGCCUCCUUGAGAUUGUGGCGGGAGGCCUUAUUGCACUUUUUGUUCUGCGACGUCGGCUCAUGUCACUGUUAAACAUCAUCUUUCGAGAAAUGAAAGGCCGUUUCCAGAAUGAAGCCUUCACUAUCUGCCCAGAGCUACGUGAAGAACUUCUGUUGGUGUUAGGGCUAGUCACGACUGCCGUUGUGGAGCUUAGGUCGAGCUACUCGCCGAAGGUCUACAUGGUCGAUGCUUCUGAUUGGGGCGAGGCCGUCUGCUCCACCUUUGUGGGGACUGCUCUCUCGAAAGAGAUUUCUCGUCAUGCUCUCCGAAAAGGAAUUUGGACGCGGCUCUUGAGCCCUUCUCUGGCUCGCGAGCGGAGCCACGGAUGUUUAAGCCCCGCUGAAGAAGUGCCUGGUGGCCCGGAUUUUUGCUAUCGUGCGCAUCCUCUCUGGGUCAAGCUGGCUAAGGCCUGCGAUUUCGGAGUUGAAUGGUCCAGGCGGGCUUCUAAACGGCGGCACAUCAACAUCGGUGAGCUGCGGGCUUAUCUGAAGGCCGAGCGUCUGGGAAAAAUCCCCGGACACCCUACGCGAAGCUGCGUGGGAGGAGACUCUCAAGUUACCUUGGGAGCAGCGCUUAAAGGGAGGUCAGCAAGCCCAUCACUCAACCAGGAGUUGCAGCAAUCCCUGCCUCACGUCAUUGGGCUGGGGCUUUACAACUAUGCGCUUUAUUGCCCCACAUCUGUGAACCCGGCCGACCAUCCAACCCGAGGGAGUGACAUUCCUCCUCCUGACGAAGGAAGGCCGUGCUGGUGGGCAUCAGCGCUGGAGGGGAACUUUGCGGACCUUGACAGGAAGGCAAGCGGCAUCAGCUACACAUCCGAAGAGAACGAGAUGCUCGGCAUGAUUGUCGCCUGGUCCCCCGGCUACCUAGACCUGUUUGCGGGAAAAGGAGGUGUAGCUCGUGAGCUUGCACGGCUGACAGGACUGCUGCUCUGCCGCUUGGGGUCCCUCGCCUCACCGAGGAACAACAGAGCAAGGUGUGGGCUUUUGGGUGCUCGAUUUUUGUGCAUUCGGGACCCCUUGGAGGAAGCGCACACGGUCGUGGUUGCACAGAUUGAGCUGGACAAAAAUCGCCGAGCCUUUUCCUUCAAGGGUCAGUCUGAUCCUUGCGAUGGCGCUGUCUGGCCUAAGCGGCUCACUGCGGCGGACCGCGCCGCCAACCGAGCCGGGGUCAUUUUGUCUGAAGUUCCGUUAGUUGGAGCUACGACAGAGAAGCUGGAAAAACGGCUGUGGGAAGGCUUCUUGGAAUGGAUUGGUGAAAAUUGCAGCUCGCAAGCUGCCGCUUCUUUGUGCGAGGCUGCCGUUACCAUUGCAGUCUUGCUCAAGUUGUACGGCGAACACCUCUUCUCUGUUGGAGCUCCUCUCAGCUCGUUCCGACAUUUGAUCACCUAUGCCCAGCGUUCCUAUCCGGACUUUCGCUUGCAUUCAAAAGUAUGCUGGGAAUAUGUCACAAGGUGGGAGCUCGUGGAGCCGCUCAUCCACAGAGUUCCCCUUCCUGUGAAGCUCUGCGAGGCGAUGGCGGCCGUAGCGUUCAGCGGCGGCAAACAACAGCAUGUCACCAUUCAGCAUCCUGAAGUGGUUGCCGCGUGUGAGACAGUGUUUGGCCGGGCCAAGACUUCGGAGCCGCUCUCUUCUCUUUCUGCCCAAACGUUCAGAAGGAGAUGGGACGCUGUCUUGGAGGCGCUGCAUGUACCUAAGAGUGUGAACCUCACACCGGGCAGCGUCCGUGGGGGUGGAGCAGUACAUGCUUAUCAAUCGGGAGUUCCAGUGCAAGACCUUCUCUGGAAGAUGAGGAUUCGGCAUGUGCACACCCUCCAACAUUAUUUGCAAGAGAUGGCAGCAGAGCAUGUCAUCGGACAUUUGCCAGGGCCUUCCAAGGUUUCUGUUCGAGCAGCUUCCUCUUGCCUUUCUCUUUUCCUUCGCGCUUUGUGA
This is a messenger RNA of Symbiodinium sp. CCMP2592, 2433 nucleotides long. The record is from the annotation of a GenBank genome assembly. NCBI's taxonomy places the organism in Eukaryota, Dinophyceae, Suessiales, Symbiodiniaceae.